Durusdinium trenchii is the source of this 420-nucleotide messenger RNA. The record is from the annotation of a GenBank genome assembly. Lineage: Eukaryota; Dinophyceae; Suessiales; Symbiodiniaceae.
AUGCCUUCGUGGAGAGCUCCAUCCUCGCAGGACCCCCCCCGCCGCGCCGGUGAGGCUCGUGGCGAAGAUCCGCAGUGGCUGCCGUACCGCCGUUGGGCCGGCAACCUGUUGAUCGCCAUCCAGCGUGGCUUCCCGUCGGAGCUCUUCCCUUGCUUGUUGGCAGCUGAUGCGGAAAUCUCCUUCGUCACCAGCAACGCUCGGGAUGAGAAGCGCUUGGCAUUAGCUGAUGCGGAAAUCUCUUUCGUUACCAGCAACGCUCGGGAUGAGAAGCGCUUGGCAUUGAUGGACUUGAAACCUGGAGCCCAUGCGCAAGCUCCGUGCGCUGCUGCCGGGUGGCCUGGCCGUGCUCCAUGGCGGGUACAGGCCGCAGGCUGCAGAUCGGUGGGAGUCCGAGAGCGAAGGAGUUGGAGCUUCACCUAG